Messenger RNA from Cydia splendana, 3064 nucleotides. RefSeq lists its product as uncharacterized. Gene Ontology annotation, cellular component: nucleus. The record is from RefSeq and is a predicted model, not a curated record. Bases 132 to 2696 code for a protein of 854 amino acids. The transcript has 13 exons. NCBI's taxonomy places the organism in Eukaryota, Metazoa, Arthropoda, Insecta, Lepidoptera, Tortricidae.
UCGACGACUGCAACAAGUGAAAGCCUUUUUCUUAUACUGUAAUGGAAGAAAGUUACUGAAAUGAGUGAAUUAAAGUGAUUAAUAACAAUUGAUAUUAAAAUAUAUUCAAACUACAAAUUACGGCUUCCAAAAUGGCUGCUAAAUUCCUGAAAAAACGGGAAGUAGCUAAGCUUGUGACUGAAAACAGGCAGCCUUGUGUUUUCUGCAAUCAGGAUGUGGACGAUGAAGUGAUUUUCGGCAAAUUAUACUCUUAUGGUGAUAUACAAUGUCAUUACUUCUGUGUGCUGUUAUCCUGCUGCCUGGUGCAAAAGGGCCGGGACACGGAAGGCCUGUUUGGUUUCCUGUACAAGGACAUAUUGGCUGAGGUGGAGCGGAGCAAGAAACAUAAAUGUUCGUACUGCGGGCGCGGCGGCGCCAGCCUGGGGUGCUCGGUGGCGGCGUGUCGCAAGCAGUUCCACCUGCCGUGCGGCCGCCAGAAGAAUGCUGUCUCGCUCUUCUACGGCAAUUAUAAAUCGUUCUGCGAGCUCCACGCUCCGAAACAGAAGAUAUCAGACGACGUGAUGGCGAAGGCCAAGGAGAGAAUGAAGAUUGAGAAACAGAAGAAAGCGGGCAAGAUACCCGCCAGCGGGGAAGGAAACCAACAGGCCGAGAGUCCAGAAGACCCGGCCAUGGUGUGCGUGAUCUGCUACGAGCCGGUGCCGGCGUACCCGAGCACGCAGACCUUCUGGCCGCCGUGCUGCGGCCGCGACGCCUGGCUGCACCGGACCUGUCUCCAGCGGAUGGCUCUAAGCGCGGGCAUGCACUACCUGAAGUGCCCGCUGUGCAACGACAAGGACAACUUCUAUGAUGCUGUGUGCGAUCAGGGCUACUAUCUGCCGGACCGCGAUGCAGCUUGGGAGUUGGAGCAGAAUGCAUUCGCGGAGAUAUACACCCGGGACGCGUCGUGCGCCGCCGCCGAGUGCCUGUGCCCCUUCGGCCGGAGCCAUGACGAGCUUGGCACUUGGGACAUCAAGCUGUGCCUGCUGUGCGGCAGCUGGGGGCAGCACUCGGGCUGCGCGGCCGGCGCGCGCGCCACCUGCGGCGCCUGCGCGCCCGCCGCCGCCGCCGGGGACAUGGCGCGGCUGGAGGCCAAGCUCACCCAAGUGAUGAUGGCGGAGCAGGCGCAGGCGCAGCAGCGCGCGUGCAGCGGGCCCGUCAUGCCGAGUCGCAUGUCCCUCCGCCGCACCAAGGGCCGGCUACAGACACACAGUGCUUCAAGUUCAUCACAAAAUUUGCCGACUCACGAAACUCAAAUCAAGACUGAAUCACGACCCACCGACCGUCUGGACCUGAACCUGAAGACCCCCCGCCGCCCCAAGCUCCUCACUCCCACCCUCAAGGAGCUGGAGUCCAAGCUCCUCUCCCCCAUGAAGCUGCUCGAGCAGACCUACCUGGAGAAGGGGGGUGGGGGGGACGUGGUGGUGCCCGGAGACGUUCUGGAGACGAUUCGGCUGCGGUUCAGCAAGCCGAGACCGCUUAGUGCGAAAAAGAAGAUUGUCAAUGAGAUCUUAGACGACCUGUUCAAGAAUGUGUUCAAGGAGAACCAGAAGAGCAAAGACCCGGUCAGGGAGUGGCACUCACCCAAGAAAUCCUGUGACAUCACUGCCGACAUGAACGAAGCAGUGAAGGAAUUUAUGGAGCCAACUCUUAACACGAAUGAAGAGGUUCGAGAAAAUAUAGAAGAAAAGUCCAUGAAAGUUGAUGAAAACGGUGAUAAUGAUAGAGAAAACUUAGGAGAACAAUCAGAUAUACUUGAUGAAAACUCAAGUGACAAAGAAAACAAUAUCAAUCAAAAUAAUGGAAACGAUGAUAAAAGCGAUGACGAAUCGUCCUCUAGCACCUUCCGAUUGGCUCCAGAAUUUAUAGCUGACAGUGAUGACAGCUUGCCAAUCAUCGACACACCGAAGAAACUCAAAAUGGUGGACAUUAAACAAGACUCCAUUGAAAUAUCGAAGAAAGAUGAGAUAGUUAACAUAGACGUAGUGCAAAUCGGGAGCGGCAAAGAAAAGGAGUUCGUGAAAAACUUAGAUUUGAAGAGUCCAGUUAAGAAUAAGAUGUUCUCGUUUAAAUUCAGUCCGUUGGACAAAGAGCCUUUGAAAACUGAUGUAGAUAUGGACGUAGAGAGUUUCAAAGAUCGGUACCUGAAUGAGGUAGACAGGGAAAAAUGUGUCAAGCAUUCGAAAAAUGAAGAGAGAAAGAAAGUUGAUUCGACUGGCAAAAAGUGUAAGAAGAGAAAAUUAGAAAUGACAGAAGAAGUUCGUAAGAAACGAAAGAACGACUGUAAACAGAAGGAUGGUAUGAAACAUAAGAAAAUUAAACUCAAAAUAAAGGCAAUAGAUCCGGAAAAGGGGCAGAAGAGAACCAAAAAGAUGAAGAAAAUGAAAGAACUUCACAAGAAAAUAAUAAGAGAUAAGCAUGUAAGCAUUAAAAUAAGACUAAAGGAUGGAAAUAAGUGUAAAACUAAGAAAUCAAAGAAAAUACAGAAGGUGAAGAGUUAUAAGCAGUACGUGUUGAAAUAUUCGCCUUUACUGAGCAGUAACAUUGCCAAGCCGGAGACAGAUGUUACUCCGAUGAAGAGGAAAUAUACGAAGAUAGAGAAGUCACCGUCGGACAAGCUAGUUCAGACUUCUAUACAGAGUUUUUUUAAAGUGAAAUAGACUCCAACCAUGCCAAGUUUGCACUGAGUUGGCAGUAAUCUCCUUGGAUUUCACGGGCCUAUAAAUCCCGGUCUUUUGAUAGGCUUGCGUGGGGCUAUAGAACCAACAUUUAGAGGCCCCUUGGAGAGCUUUAAUGUCAUGUAGAACGCCUGCUGGAACCCGUUCACAGGCGCAACAAUCAGUGUUGGGCGUAAUUAAUUACUUGAGUAAUUUAAUUACUAAUUGAAUUACAUGUAAUUGAAUUGUUUGUAAUUGAAUUACAUGGUAAUUUAAUUACAUGUAAUUCAAUUUGCUGUGUAAUUCGCAAUUGUAAUUACAUUAAUUGGUAAUUAAAUUAUUCAAUUACUUUUCGUUACCUUUUUUAUUAA